ACGACGAGAUAUCGUUGCGAGAUGUCGUCCCAAACAAAGAUGGCCGUGGCCCCUGGGUCCCUGGUGAACAAAAACAAAAAGAAUUUCAUUGGUGUUCCCGCACCACUUGGCUACGUACCUGGCCUGGGCAGAGGAGCUACAGGCUUCACUACAAGGUCUGAUAUUGGUCCUGCCAGGGAUGCCAAUGACAUUAGUGAUGACAGACAUCCUGCUCCUAAAAAGAAAAAACAAGAUGAAGAAGAUGAAGAAGAAGAUUUGAAUGAUUCAAACUAUGAUGAGUUUCAUGGUUAUGCAGGGAGUCUGUUUGCAUCAGGACCUUAUGAGAAAGACGAUGAGGAAGCAGAUGAAAUUUACGAAGCAAUCGAAAAAAGGAUGGAUGAGAAGAGGAAAGAGAGAAGAGAGAAAAGAUUGAGAGAAGAAUUGGAAAGAUAUCGACAAGAACGACCAAAAAUCCAGCAGCAGUUUUCAGAUCUUAAGAGACAAUUGGCGGAUGUAUCCGAAGAUGAAUGGUCUAGUAUUCCUGAAGUUGGUGAUGCCAGGAAUAAAAAACAAAGAAAUCCAAGACAUGACAGAUUGACCCCAGUUCCUGACAGUCUAUUGGCUAAAGCAGCCUUAUCUGGUGAAUCAGUGAAGUCAUUAGACCCCAGACAAAAGGUAUCUGAUUCUGUAAGUGGACAGACCGUGGUCGACCCGAAAGGUUAUCUCACAGAUCUACAGAGUAUGAUCCCACAGAUUGGUGGAGAUAUUGCUGAUAUCAAAAAAGCCAGACUUUUAUUGAAAUCUGUCAGAGAAACGAAUCCAAACCAUCCUCCAGCUUGGGUUGCAUCUGCUAGAUUGGAAGAAGUGACUGGUAAGUUGCAAGCCGCUCGGAAUAUCAUAAUGGACGCUUGUGAAAAAUGUCCUAAAAGUGAGGAUUUAUGGCUAGAAGCAGCAAGACUACAGCCUGGUGAUGCAGCUAAAGCUGUCAUAGCACAAGCAGCAAGACAGUUACCUCAGUCUGUCAGGAUAUGGAUUAGAGCAUCUGAUUUAGAGUCUGAAACUAAAGCAAAGAAAAGAGUACUCAGAAAAG
Messenger RNA from Saccoglossus kowalevskii, 1069 nucleotides. Its product is annotated as pre-mRNA-processing factor 6-like. The record is from RefSeq and is a predicted model, not a curated record. Gene Ontology annotation, molecular function: protein binding. Gene Ontology annotation, cellular component: catalytic step 2 spliceosome; U4/U6 x U5 tri-snRNP complex. NCBI's taxonomy places the organism in Eukaryota, Metazoa, Hemichordata, Enteropneusta, Harrimaniidae. Gene Ontology annotation, biological process: mRNA splicing, via spliceosome; spliceosomal tri-snRNP complex assembly.